AUGGAACUUGUAGAGGACAAGUCUCUUCACCAAACAGACUCUACUGAUGACCCGAGCUCUAAGCGAGAAUCUGGCACUUCCUUUUACAGUAUGCGAGCGAAGGAGUUCGUCGAGUUACAUGACCAAGUUCAGACAAGCGUGAAUCUUCUUGACUCCCUGGAAUCCUUUCUGUCAACCUUUCAGAAAGAUCUUUCCGCUGUAUCAGGACAGAUAUCUGAACUUCAAGAUAGAAGUAACGACAUAGACGACAGGCUUAAAAGCCGUCGGAAAAUUGAGAAACCACUGUCGAACCUCAUUACAGACAUCAUCAUACCUCCUAUGCUUGCUACAACGAUACUCGAUUCCGAUGUAUCCGAACUUUGGAUUUCUACUAUUGAAGAGUUUGAGCGGCAUCUAGAGAUGAUUAGAGGCCGAGCACGCGUUAAGGCUGCGAGGGAUCUCGGGGAGGUAGCAGAAGGAUUGAGAAUAGUAGCCUCGACUAAAAUACGAGCUUUCUUUCUCGCUCUAGUACAGCCCAUAAGACGUAGCGUCACAACAAAUAUGCAGGUCCUGCAAACAUCUGUUUUUCUCAAGUACCGCUCGUUAUUCGCGUUUCUGCAGCGUCAGGCCCCACCCGUUGCUAAUGAAGUCCAGCGAGCAUACAUCGGAGUUGCUCGGACAUAUUAUGAGACUGGCUUCAGGCGCUACAUUCGGAGUCUGAGUUGGAUAAAAAGCCGACAGGUCGAAAAAUUUGAGGCAAUUGUAUCUGGCCAGUGGUUAACACUUGGAGACCAAAACCGUUUGUCGAAUUCGAGGCUUGAUGGUCCUAGUGUCACUCUGGCGUAUAUGGCUGAUGAUAGAACUCAUAAAGAGCCUCUCGAAGCGCUCCUUCGCUCCCUCCUACUUGUAUUCAUGGACAAUGCGACAACAGAGUAUACCUUUCUCCAAAGCUUUUUCUCUGUGGCCUCCGUCACCCCGACCGCUAUACCUAUACCUACAUCUCACAUGGGGCCACUAACUCCCACGGGAACGGAUGAAGGUUUUCGAAGUCGAGCCAAUAGCAUUGUUAACCCGAACACAUCUGUCGAGCCGCUCAAGACCACACAGGCGAAGACUGACGCCCUGUGGAAGCAGGUCUUCGAACCGGUCAUGAGUUAUGUUCAGACGUUCGUUCAAUCCACCUUGGAACCACCUCCGACCGUGACUACCCUGUUGACCAUGAUACGUUUGGCAGAAAAUGUCGUCACAGAGAUGGAACACCGCGGUUGUCCUCCUGCAGUGACUUUUGUUUUCGGGCUGCGGUUACAAUUAUGGCCAUUGUUUCAGAAACUCAUGAGCGAACAUAUCGAAUCUCUCAAGAAACUCGCAGAAGGUUCAGGUGGAGGCUACUUCAGCCGUGCAGCGGUGGCUAGCGAGGCUACUGUAAAAUCUAUGUGUCAACGGUACAUAUAUCUUUUCGGUGCCUUUGUGACUUUGACUGUGCAGGAGGAAGAAAAUAUGAUAUUUUCCAACCUUUUGCGACUGCGACAAGAACUCCACAAGUUGAUUGAGAAGCAUACAAGUCAAGUCAGUGAUCCAAUUUCCAGAGCUACCGUGCUGUCCAGCAUGUAUGAAAUACUUCUGCAGGGACUAAAUAAGGGGCUUCAGUCGGUCGCUCACCCCAAAUCUCAACAAGAACUGGCGUUUUGGGGGAAGAUGGAGGAGGAAGCCCGUCGGAAAAUUGUCUCUCUUCGCCAAACAGGUAUUCGGCGAUAA
Messenger RNA from Marasmius oreades (fairy-ring Marasmius), 1734 nucleotides. RefSeq lists its product as uncharacterized. Gene Ontology annotation, biological process: retrograde transport, endosome to Golgi; Golgi to vacuole transport; endocytic recycling. Bases 1 to 1734 code for a protein of 577 amino acids. NCBI's taxonomy places the organism in Eukaryota, Fungi, Basidiomycota, Agaricomycetes, Agaricales, Marasmiaceae. Gene Ontology annotation, molecular function: syntaxin binding. The record is from RefSeq and is a predicted model, not a curated record. The transcript is spliced from 11 exons. Gene Ontology annotation, cellular component: GARP complex.